Molecule: messenger RNA, 915 nt
Organism: Mesorhabditis belari
Lineage: Eukaryota; Metazoa; Nematoda; Chromadorea; Rhabditida; Rhabditidae
Source: the annotation of a GenBank genome assembly
AUGUUCGGCGGUGAGGAUCCAUUUGCGAUGUUCGGUCACAUGCGCCGUCAAAUGCACAUGAUGGAUCAAAUGAUGGACUCAAUGAUGGAUCCAUUUGGAAUGAUGGGCGGUGGACAUCCACGAAUUUCACCCUUUUCCAUGAUCGACAACGGACAAUCAAGUCACCAAGUGCGCCCACGAAUGAUGCACCCACAUCAACUCGCGCACCCAUUCGGUGGUCUCGGCUUUGGCGGUCUCUUCGGAGCAAUGAAUCAAAUGCAACAUCAUGCGGCAAGCGACCCGCACUCUCACAUGUACAGCCACUCGACGGUGAUGACAUUUGGACCCGAUGGACAACAACGAGUCGUUGAGCACACCACCAGCAAAGCGGGAGAUGUUCGAGAGACAAGGAGACGUGUGCGUGACGGCGAGAAGGAUGAAAUGGCAAUUGGACACUCUAUCGGCGAUCGGACCCACAUAAUUGAAAAGAAGCGUGACAAGGACGGAAACGUUCGCUCUCAACAGAAGUUCAUCAAUUUGGGAGAAGAAGAAGCUAUGGAAUUCGACCGUGAAUAUCAAACGCGUGCAAGGAAUAAUGUCUACAGAUCAAAAACGGAUCCAGCUGCAAGAAAUGCUAUUGAGAAUGGAGCUCACCAUGGAUCUACUUCACGUUAUGGUCGUUAUAGUGACGGUGCUGGCAACUCUCGUGCUUCAGAUGUCGGUGCUUCUCGAACAAAUGCUCCAAUCGUCACACUUCCCGAAGAGGAAGACGACAUUCAGGAAAUUCCAAAUCCACAUGCUCCAACAAGUAGCACUUCACGUGGCAGCGGCGGCGGUGCUGGUCCAAUCAUUCGUGAGAUCAGCGAAGAGGAGGCCGAGUCGAGCGUGUCGAAGCGUCGAAAGAACAGCACUGGACGCUUCUACCCUGGUGACUAC